AUGGACCUUAACGCUCAAAAUUUCGGGAGCGUGACGACUGGUUGACCCGUUGUCAAUAUGUGACCGACUGGGUUGUUCUGCCGGGUGUCUUCGGCAGUAUGCUCCAUCGAUGAGAACACCAUAAAUCUGGCAUCUCACACAUCCGCGCUAUCACAAGGUGGGAAAUACAAACAUACCACACUCAAUGUACACUCGCAUGUUUCUCGUAAACAAAGUAGGCCGUCCGUGAAUGACCAUAGCUUUUGAUAGGAUGUUAAACAGUGUAAACAAACAAUCACAGUCCACGUGGUCCGUCUAUUUGUGGGGUUUGUUUACGAGUGUUGAGGUUGUCGGGGUUCAUUGGUUUCAUAUAGAUUAGCGGCUUCCGUGCACGUGGUGUUCUCUGGAUCCGUGUAAUCAGUCCUGGAAUACAUCUAAUUACUAAACUGCUGUCAUCUUUAUACAGAUUGGAUAUAAUCAUCGGAUAAAAUGACGGAGGGAGAAGGUUCUGGGCUUGUUCUGGUGGAUUACAUCACAUUUGGAUCUACUAUCCUCAUAUCAAUUUCUAUCGGUGUGUAUUUUGCACUGGCGGGAGGAAAACAGAAAACUACUAAUGAAUAUCUUCUGGGAAAUCGUCACAUGAAAGCACUUCCGGUUGCAUUGUCACUGAUGGUAACCUUCGAAUCUUCAAUCACCAUGCUUGGAUUUCCGGCGGAAGUGUACGUUCAUGGGAUCAUGUAUUGGUGGUCACUGACUUCGUUUUUGUUUGCUAAUUUAAUUGGAGUACUGAUCUGGGUUCCUCUAAUACAUCCACUCAAAGUAACCAGUGUUUACCAAUAUCUUGAGCUUCGGUACAAAUCACGUUCAAUGCGCCUCCUGGGAACUUGCGUGUCGGGUCUGGGAACGAUAUUUUACAUGGGAUCAGUACUUUACGGCCCUGCUAUUGCCCUAGAUGCAGUCACAGAAUUUCCAUUAUGGGCUUCCGUAGCAAUGGUGGCGUCGGUGUCCGUUCUUUAUACGGCAAUAGGCGGUAUAAAGGCUGUGAUCUGGACAGAUGUAUUUCAGUGCCUGGUCAUGCUGAUAGGAAUGUUUUCUGUGAUCAUCCAGGGAACUAUAAAUGCCGGAGGCUCUGCAAAGAUGUUUGAGAUCGGCGCUGAUAAUGGAAGACUUAAUUUUUUCAAUUUUGAUCCUGACCCUUUUGUACGCCAUACCUUCUGGAGUUUGGUAGUUGGAUCAAGUAUCCAGAUGACCGGCAUGAUAUAUAGACAAUCGUCUGUACAGAGGAUCAGCUCCAUGCCUACACAACAGUCAGCCAAACGAGUCCUUUUAUUUGCUGGCCCGGCCUUUCUAUUUACCAUGUCGCUAGCAGCGUUUGAGGGACUAAUCGCUUUUGCCUAUUUUUAUGUCAAAGGAUGUGAUCCUCUAGCGUCCAAACAAAUCGAUAAUCCCAAUCAGGUAAUGCCAUUUAUGGUACUGGACAUCUUCAGGAAUCUGCCGGGGAUGUCUGGUCUCUUUUUGGCCUCGCUCUUCAGCGCAUCCUUAAGUACGUUAUCAUCCGGGCUAGCAAGUCUUUCUGCUCAACUGACGGAAGACUUCAUCAAGCCUAAUUUUAAGGGAUUGACGGAUAUCAAAACAACAAUCGUAGCUAAAAUUUCAGUGCUAGUGUUUGGAAUGGCAGCUGUUGCGGUUUCCUUUAUGAUAAUCAACAUUGAGGGUCCGAUAACUCAGGUUUCCCAUUGUAUUCAGGCAGCCUUUACUGCCCCAUUAACGGGACUGAUGUUUUACUCAGCAUAUUUUCCAACAGCGACCAAAAAGGGGGCUAUAGCCGGAGUCAUCAGUAGCAUGUCCUUUAUAUUCUGGAUAUCAAUGGGACAAAGUUUUUCCACAACCCUGAAGAAGACACCAUAUCUUCCGCCGGGUCCGACAGAUCAAUGCCAAGCGUUUGGGGGGAACACCACUGGUUUAUUGAACAGCACUUACCUGUACAACACCACAUACUUCUACUCUUCGACCGAAACCUCCACUGCUAUGCCAUCAGAAUUCUCGGGAUUCAACGAAAAUGAAGGAAUUAACAGGUUGUAUGCCAUUUCCUACCAAUGGCUUGGUACGUUGGGUAUUAUCAUCUUCCUUGUCAUUGGCUCGCUCGUCAGUUACGUCACAGGGCGGCCUGAUCCUGCUGACGUGGAUGUUCGGUACAUACUUCCAAUAGUAGACCACGUAUUUCCCUUUUUACCAAAACGUUUUAGGACAUGGUGCUAUGGUGGUGCACCGUUUGAAAAGCGACAAGAACUUCUAGAAAGAAUGAACAAAGGGGUCAUGGAAGAAGAGGUCACCUUUCUCCGAAGCAUGGACGCUGAACAUUUGAUUAACGGGAAACAAAGUAAAGACGAAAAGUCACCCAAUAUUCAACUGUAUCUAGAACUACGGUACAAAUCGCGUGGAAUCCGCCUCUUGGGAACAUGCGUGGCAGGAUUGGGAACGAUAUUUUACCUGGGAUCAGUACUGUAUGGCCCUGCUAUUGCCCUGGAUGCAGUCACGGAAUUACCAGUGUGGUCAUCCAUAGUACUGGUAGCGUCGGUGUCCGUGCUGUACACGUCCAUAGGUGGUCUUAAGGCUGUGAUCUGGACAGACGUCUUUCAGUGUCUGGUCAUGCUGAUAGGAAUGCUCUCUGUGAUCACCAAGGGAACUAUAACUUCCGGAGGGUCAGCAAAGUUGUUUGAGAUAGUUAGUAAAAAUGAAAGACUUAAUUUCUUCAAUUUUGAUCCAGACCCGUUUGUACGACAUACCUUCUGGAGUCUUGUGAUUGGAUCUAGUAUUCGAAUGACUGGGAUAGUAUUUAACCAAUCGUCUGUACAGAGGAUCAGCUCAAUGCCUACACAACGUGCUGCGAGCAGAGUCCUCCUGUUGGCUGGUCCAGCCUUUCUGUUCACCAUGUCGUUAGCAGCCUUUGAGGGAAUAAUCGCUUUCGCAUAUUUCUAUUCCAAAGGAUGCGAUCCUCUAGCAUCCAAACAAAUCACCAAUCCCAAUCAGGUAAUUCCAUUCAUGGUACUGGACAUCUUCAAGAAUCUGCCAGGCAUGUCUGGUCUCUUUAUGGCCUCGCUCUUUAGUGCCUCGCUAAGUACAUUAUCUUCUGGGCUAGCAAGUUUAUCUGCUCAACUUACAGAAGAUUUUAUAAAACCUACAUUUAAAGGUUUAUCGGAUUUCAAAAUAACACUUAUAGCAAAAUUAUCCGUAAUAGUGUUUGGAAUGGCCGCUGUCGCGGUAUCCUUUAUGAUAGUCAACAUCGAGGGCCCGAUAUAUCAGGUGGCAAGUAGUAUUAUGGCAGCAUUCAGUGCACCGAUGACAGGGUUGAUGCUUUAUUCAGCAUAUUUUACUACAGCUACCAAAAAGGGAGCUGUUGCCGGAGUCGUCAGUAGCAUGUCCUUUAUAUUCUGGAUAUCAAUGGGACAAAGUUUCUCCACGACCCUGAAAAAAACUCCAUAUCUUCCGCCGGGACCGACGGAUCAAUGUCCAGCUUUUGGGGUGAACACCACCGGUUUAUUGAACAGCACUUACGCAUUGAACAACACAUACUUCUACGCCUCGACCGAACCCUCCGCUACCACCCAAUCAGUAUUCUCGGGAUUCAAUGAAAAUGAAGGACUUGACAGGAUGUAUGCAAUUUCCUACCAAUGGCUCGGUACCUUGGGUAUUGCCACCUUCCUCGUGGUUGCAUCACUCGUCAGUUACGUCACAGGUCGACCAGAUCCAGCUGAAGUGGAUGUUCGGUACAUACUUCCAAUAGUAGACCACGUUUUCCCUUUUCUACCAAAACGUUUCAGGACAUGGUGCUAUGGAGGUGCACCAUUUGAAAGGCGACAACAGCUUUUAGACAACAUGGACAAAGGAAUCAUGGACCAUGAGGUCACUUUUCUGAGUAACAUGGACACAGAAAAUACAUUAAAUGAAAAGAAUUGAAAAUGUAACCAAUUUCAUCAAUAUAUAGCAAAGUCAAUGACUUCUGCAUUUAUAUGUUGCGCAGUGUCAUAUUUAAAUUUUUUGUUCUAUAUCAAUCAGACCUAUAUCAGAACUUUCUCAGGUGAAUAGCAGUUACACACUACCUUGAAUCAAUUGCAGAAUACUCGUUUGUUAUCGUGCAGGAUGACACUAAUACAUCGAUGAAUUUCCAUAAUUUUCGGCUGAUAAUUUGACUGAUUAUUAUUAUGCCACAUAUCUUUUUACUGCAAGAUGUUUGACUGUACUUUGAUAAAUGGAUCGGUUUCGUAAAUGAUAUAAGUAAUUGACAAAUCAUAAAUAUUUACAACAAGGUAUUCUGUUGUGAUCUGUUAAUAAAUGAUAAUACUUUAAUUUCCAUAGCUCCUAGACAGUAGGUGUCGUUUAUUUGUCCAUCAAUACAGGAUUCUACUAUUAUCCUGUAUAUAUCCUGCAUUAAAUAAUUUGAUUAGUUGAUAAAUCUUCACUAAGUAAUAUAUUUGCCUCGUUUUAUAUUAGUAUAAACAUAAUGUAUAUUUUUAUAUAUCCACUAAACGAUAUUUGGUUGUAAUCUUUUAAUAGACUAACUAAUGGCUUGCAUCAAUUUUCAUGAAAUCACUCUGUUAUUCAUUCAGUAUAUUUAAAAUGUUUAUGUAAAUAUUACAUACAUGUAUGCGUUUAUUUCAGAAAUAAAAUUAAAGCUAUACUCAGGCUAUCAAUUGUUAAUUGAUAUUCAUAUUACAAGGUCAACCGCAUAUCAUCCUCCACCAUAGGGCCUUAAACUGGCACAUUCGAGCAAAGCAUUGUCCUUAAACGAUCCUGUAAUCAAGACAGGUAAUCAAUAACCCCAAAUGUUGUGCACACGUGACAAACACGUGAUAUACACGUGAAAAACAAGUGAAAAUAUAGUACAAGUUGUAUUAUCGAAUCAUUAAGUUACAGUACGAUACAGGGAUAUACUCCACCAUUGUCAUGUCGGAGACAUAUUACAGUAAAACGGUAUAUCUAUUUGUCCCGUAAAGUGUGUUUGCUGUUCAUAAAGAUAUAUGACGGGCCUCUAGAAUUGUCUUUAAUUGGAAACUUACAUAUUUGGAAAUAGGUUGUUAUUAUCUACCCAACGUGAAAGCGUCAAUGAACACAAUGUAUAUAAAACAUAUAAGUUAAUAUACACUGGUGUAGUUGGACAGAAAUUUGCAUCUUGAAAAGGUAGACAAUAGAAUAAAAUACUAUUUAAUCAAGGAGUCUGAGAAUAGACAAUUAGAAUCAGACGUUUUACGUGUUUUGUUCUGUAUUCAGUAACUCUUCAUUUCUGGAGGAAAUAAAGGAAAUAAUAUUAAUAUGCGGUUCAGUAUACGUUUAGCUGGCACUGGGUUCUAUAUAUUUAUAGUGAAACUGAUUAUAGGAGACCAUAGUAGAAUAGAAAUAUUCGUAUUACUAAAUAAUUAAUAUAUAUGGUGAAUUUAAACAACACAAUUUAUUUCAAUGUGUUAUUGUUUAAUAUUUUCGUUGAUGGUAAAAAUCUUAAUGGAUUUAUUAUCACUUCGCGUUUUUAUUUCAAUGAGAGACUUGAUAGGCGUUCUGCCAUUUCCUACCAAUAGUUCCGUACCUUGGGUGUUAACAUCUUCCUCAAUAUCGGGUCAACUGCCAGUCGCAUCACAGGUAUAUUUCUACAUCAGCAUUAAAAUAACAAGAAUCAAAUCAAAUCGUCGCAUUACAGUGUCAAACAAUAACAAGAUAUAUGGAAAAAUAAGAUUAAUAACAAACAUUCUGAGAGUAUUGCUUAAGCUAUACAUGUCCCCUACCGGCCCACGCUUAGCAGUAACAGUGAUCUUGACCCUCUCCCCCUGUAGCUAUUCAUACUGAAAAUUUAAGUUUAAAACUAUGAAUGAAUAUAAACACAUAAGUAACCAAUGUAUCAUUUCACCUACUUUGUAGGGGUGGUGGUGAUAUAGCCCUUAUUAAGAUAUUCAGUAAGUGUCUGAGGCGUGAGUGAGAAACUUUGUGUUGAUAAAUUAAUUCAUUCAACGAAUUCUAUACAGCCUAUAUAGAUUGUCUGUCCAUGAUGAUAGUAAAGGUACAAGAUAUCAUCCUCCCACAGUUCACCGGUUCAUCUCCAGUUUAAGCCACUUUGAAUCACACGGAGAACUGACAUUAAGAUACUUUAAAUACCAAUAACUUAAACAGUACUGAACGACGCACGGCAACUAACAUUAUGACAUAUAUAAAAGACUGGAACACUUCUGAACGUUACAUGGGGACUGACGUUACGGCAUAUAUACGACAACAUCAAAACAACUAAGAAUGAAAAUGGUGGACAAAAGGAAUUAUACCGUAGGAAAUUAACAUGGACCCACAUUGUGACAUAUGUAUGCACAUUGACUCUCCUGAACGUAUCGCGAAUACACUAUAUCGUUGUGUAUCCCUACCUAUCUACUGUAUACAUCACUUCCUUUCUACUUUUUGAUACUUUAAAAAAGUCAUACUUGAAUGAGGUCUAAAACGAUACAGAACAGCCAGGCAAUUAUUUCCAACUUUUUUUUUUACUUUUGACAUUUUUAUUCAGAUUUUCCACAUAAAGUAAUUACAUGAUACAGAAAGAAACAAAGACAACUUUCACACACACUUGCAUACACAGACUGUAUAUAUAUAUAACUUGAAUACAGAGUAUGUAGCUUAGCUAUAACUAAUAGGUGAAUAAUACAUGGAAACAAAUCUUUCAUAGAGGCAGCAUAUGGUAUAAAAUAAUAUGACAGAGGGGAUGACAAAAUGCAUGAAUCAAUUCUUUCUGUCUAUUGAUCAAAAAGAAUACGAAAAAGCCUCCAUUUGUGAGUGAAUAAAGUGUACCUACCAUUUUAUGGUUGAUGUAUAUUUUCCCAUAUUGUAAUAGUAAGUAUUCUCUUUACACUUUCAAACAUGAGCUGUUCCCCUUUAACACGCUGUUUAUAGAUAUAUUGUUUAACAAUGAGUAUAAUAAGGCUAUGUAUGUCAUAUUGUUUACCUAUUUUUCCAAACAAUAUAUUUUUUUUUGACUGAUUUAAAUAUAUAAAAUUUUUUCAAAUAUCCAAUUUUCAAGUCAUAUCCACAGCCUCUCAACGUGUUCACAUUCAUAAAACAUAUGUAAAAGUGUUUCAUCUUCUUCUUUACAAAUUGUACAAGACGGAUCAUCAUAUAUAUUUAUCUUAGUAAGGUAGUCAUGUGUUGCCAAUAUUCUAUGUAUAAGCCUGUAUUGGAGCCAUCUCAACGAGACUUCAUUCGUUGUUUAAACACUGUUAUUUGAAUUUUUUUUAGUUCAAUUUCAGUAGUUUCUUAUACAUUUUUCAAUGUAAUUUGUAUUAAACUUGAGUCUAGAAAUAAAAAUGUCGUACAUAUCUC
Molecule: messenger RNA, 7323 nt
Organism: Pecten maximus
Lineage: Eukaryota; Metazoa; Mollusca; Bivalvia; Pectinida; Pectinidae
Product: sodium-coupled monocarboxylate transporter 2-like
Exons: 32
Coding region: 469-3936 (1155 amino acids)
Biological process (GO): sodium ion transport; transmembrane transport
Cellular component (GO): membrane
Molecular function (GO): symporter activity
Source: RefSeq, a predicted model, not a curated record